Molecule: messenger RNA, 690 nt
Organism: Pieris macdunnoughi
Lineage: Eukaryota; Metazoa; Arthropoda; Insecta; Lepidoptera; Pieridae
Source: the annotation of a GenBank genome assembly
AUGUAUAAAACUAGCAGUAGCCUUAAAAGAAUUUUGGGACAUCAAAGUUUUGGGGAUUUACAUAAACUCAAUUUUAAUAGUGGUGUUGCCUUAAAAUAUCCUCGAAAUACGUCUAAUAAAACUUCACCUGGCAUUGGGCGUAAAUAUCAACUAAUAACGGAGAAAAAUUCACCACUAAUUGUACAUACAGUAGAUGAAAUUAAUUUAAAUAAUCAAUAUCCUUUGCUAAGUGACGAAUUUGAUGGAAUUAAUUUAGAAAGGGGAAAGAAUGGUGUUUUUGAAAUUGAAGAUUUAGUUGACCUAUUGCAUAGAGAAAACUCUAGAGAUGUAUUUGUUGCUACUGUUCCCAAACACAUAAAUUAUGUUAAUUACAUCUGUAUUGUGACAGCUAGAAGUAAAAAACAUAUUCAGGCUUUAGCAGAAUUUGUGAGAAAAGUAUAUAAGAGAAAAUGUAACAAAUCUGACUAUAUACCACGCUUAGAAGGAAAGGAUUCUGAUCAGUGGAUUGCUUUAGAUUUAGGUAAUAUCGCAUUACACAUAUUUUCAGAGAAAACUCGGAAAGUUUAUGAUUUGGAGACUUUAUGGUCUGUAGGCCCUGAAUAUGAUGAAGAAAUACACAAAAAGAGUGAUGUAGUUGAUAUACUAGAAAACUACAGUUCUUAUUUAAAAGACCUAAAACCUUUAGCAUAG